ACCAACAUCACUAGUGACUACAUCUACCCUUUGGCAGAAGACGGUCUGAUAGAUGAACUCCAAAUCCUUCCUAAGAAAUAUCCAGAACUUGACCUAGAAGAUUGGAGGACAUUUGUUAGCCACCGUUUAUCUCCUGAGUUUAUGGCUUUGCGGGAAGCACAACGUGAAAGAGCUCUCAAAUAUACUUCGAGGCAUCGUACAUCUCGUAGAGGGCUUGCCAAUGUUAGAGAGGACCUGAAAACUGAACUAGGUGUGGCAGAUGUAGAACGGUACCAAGUAUGGAUAAGAGCACGAGAAAAGAGGAAGGUUCUUGUCACAGAUUUGGACAAACAAAUUGAAGCAAGAAUUAAUGAGCUGAAAGAAAAAGUUAGUAGUGGAGAAAUCAUUGCAAAGGGUCGGAAUGACAUAUUAACGCAAGCUUUAGGGACACCUGAGCACCCAGGGCGUGUUAGAGCACUUGGGUCGUUUGCGAAGAUUUCGUCCGUCUUUGGAAGAAAACCAAAAAUAGCAACAGAAAUGGCUGAUGUUGUUAGUAAGAAAGAUGCAGAAAUUGCGAGGCUCAAAGCAGAACUUAAAGCUUUAGAGGAGGAAAAAGCUAAACAAGCAGGUGGGAUAGAUGAUAUGGAUGAACACGACAAUGAUGACGAGCAGAGCGACGAAGAAUACCACACACCGUACAUGCAGGAUGACACACCGUACAUGCAGGAUGUGUUACUUUGUUCGGAUAAUAUUCAUAAUGUGGUGGCAGAGGGUGUUAUCAUUGAUGGGGUGGGUCCACUGACUAUUCAUGGUGUUCAACUGACAGACGAAUACGCGAGGGUGCGAGUCACCAAAAUGUUACAAGAGGAUGCUAAAAUCCCAUGUUCUGUUGGGGAGAUACACUAUGUUCGAGAUACUUAUGACACAUUCCUUCCUUGGCCAAAAGAUUUAAUUAUGACUGACCAGGUAUAAACGAAUUCUUUAA
This is a messenger RNA of Humulus lupulus (European hop), 964 nucleotides long. RefSeq lists its product as uncharacterized. Lineage: Eukaryota; Viridiplantae; Streptophyta; Magnoliopsida; Rosales; Cannabaceae. The coding region runs from base 142 to 951 and encodes 269 amino acids. The transcript has 5 exons. The record is from RefSeq and is a predicted model, not a curated record.